CAGCACAGAGUAUAGAGCAGGUGGGGGCUGCACAGCACAGAGUAUAGAGCAGGUGGGGGCGCAGGGGAGUGGAUACUAACAGCCCAGCUGUAACAUUCAGCCCAUCGGACGGACUCAAGCAGCUCGGUGUCUGGCAGAUCAGGCUUCGGAUCAUUAGUUCCCGGCCGAGGGGGCAGCGGAACUGGGAGAUGUUUCCGUCUGGAUAUGGAACUCCCUAUGUGAUGUCACCGACGCGUAGGGUUAAAUCUGGGAAUACCGAGUGCCUUGGACCUCUGCCUGAGCUGCAAUGAAGAUCUGAGAGACCAUGGAGAACCUGUCCUGGUUUGGCCCCCCCAACUCUUCCUGCCACCCCGCAGGAAACUUCUGCCAUGCUAAUACGUCCCACCACGGCAGCUCAGAGAUGUCCCCUGACUUCUACAUCGUCCUCCCUAUCAUCUACGCCAUCAUCUGUGUGGUGGGCUUGACGGGAAACACCGCCGUCAUCUACGUCAUCCUCAAGGCCCCCAAAAUGAAGACGGUCACCAACCUCUUCAUCCUCAACUUGGCCAUAGCCGACGACCUGUUCACCUUGGUUCUUCCCAUCAACAUUGCGGAAAUCCUGCUCCAUUAUUGGCCUUUCGGUGUUGUCCUGUGCAAGGUGAUCUUGUCCAUCGAUCUGUACAACAUCUUCUCCAGCAUUUAUUUCCUGACUGUCAUGAGCAUCGACCGCUAUCUGGUGGUUCUGGCCACCGUCAGGUCCAAGAGGAUGCCUUAUCGCACGUAUCGAGCCGCCAAAGUCAUCAGCCUUUUGGUGUGGCUGCUGGUCAUAAUUAUUGUGUUGCCUUUUACCAUAUUUGCCGGAGUAUACAUGGAUGACAUGGACUUCAAAAGCUGUGGCUUGAAUUUCCCCAAACCGGAGAAGCUGUGGUUCAAGGCGAGUCGCAUCUACACGUUGUUGUUGGGCUUUGCCAUCCCCGUGUCCACCAUCUGCGUCCUCUACAUGGUCAUGUUGUACAAACUGCGCAAUAUGAGGCUCAACUCAAACGCCAAGGCGUUGGACAAGGCAAAGAAAAGGGUCACCGUCAUGGUUUUUGUCGUGGUAGCCGUUUGCCUCUUCUGUUGGACCCCCUUUCACUUGGCCACCAUUGUCUCUUUGACCACAGACUUGCAGGAGACGUCUCUGGUCAUCGGCAUCUCCUACUUCAUCACCAGCUUGAGCUACGCCAACUCUUGCCUCAACCCAUUCCUUUACGCCUUUCUGGACGACAGCUUUAGAAAGAGCUUCCGGAAACUCUUGGAGUGUAAGCCUGCCUGAGUACAGCCUUGGUCGUGGACAUCCAUAGAACCCCGUGUUGGUUCUAGAACGUCUACAUGACCUUCAGACAAUGGGAUUGCUCCAUUUGAGAACUGGACAGUCAACAUAACUCAAUAUAAAUGACAUUGGCCGUGUAGAACUUGAGGUCAUAAAACUUGGAGAAUGUUGAUCAGUUUAUUUGCUGUGACGACUUGCUAUUAUGGGACCACCUAGGUGUAUAUGGGACCCCUGGGCAAUCCAGUCAAGGUAUUUAUAAGACCGUCCAGUCUCUCUCAAAUGUGCUCCUUCCUCCAGCCGUCUCAGCUAAUGACCUUGUGUCGGACUCGUAGUGUAAUUAUUUGUCGUUCAGUAUUUUUGUUACUAUGGAGCCCAAAAUGUUGCGUUACUCAAUGGAGGAUGCUGGGAAGUUGGGUCUUAACUGUCUCCAUUCCAGCUGUGAUGACUAGUCCAUGAAUGUUUGAGGUAGAACCAAUGUUUCUCAUGUUUGUAUGGAUUAUUUCAGUUGAGUUAGACUUGGGACCACCCAAUAAGAACCCACCACAGGGGUUGCCUUCUCCAGUGUAGUCAGAAUUAUCCCAGAGGGCUAUGCCAGUUUCCUCUGCAGAUAUCUAGACAAGUGUAACCUCAUCAUUCCCAAACUGAGGGGCUGCCCUCCCCCCAGAGUGCUUACAGGGGGGUCCAUCAUAAAGUCCGGUGGGAUUUUGGGAGAAUGUCCCUGUGCUUUUCUCCAUAGACCUGAAAGUCAUUGAGGCUGAUUUGUAGGGUCAACACUUUUUUGGUCUCCUAGAUAUUUUUAGACCUAUGGUUGAGUUGCUGAAACACCUAUAUGUGGGAUUGUUAAGGGGGGGCCCUAACCAAAGGUGGGGCCUUCAUGGGGCCCCAAGUCAGUGGGGCCCGGAGUCAAUGGGGCCCUGAUGGCUGUUCUAACUGGGGAUAAUGGCGCAGCUUUACAUUUUCCUGACAAACUCACUCAUAUCAAAGGUUUUCUAUGCAGAGAUUCCACCAGUCAGGGUGUGGGGUGUUGGCGCCCCCUAGUGCACAGUUAGAGAAGGACAAUGUAAUGCUAAUAAUUCCCAAUAUUGACCUGUCCGACAACAUAAUGGAGAUGUGUGGGUGAGAAGCCAGACUGGAAUUAGUAGCCUUUGGGCUGAGGAGCCCAGAACAUUGUGUCCCCCGAGCCCCCGUGAAUGCGCUGCAUCUGUCGCAUUGCGUCCCAGGCAAUAAAACUGAUUGGCUGCUGUGGGUUCCCCAUAACCAAGUCAAGUCCCAUAAAUAAUUCCCUUCCCUGUCUCCCAUCUGUCCCCACAGCCUGUGCCAGACGGACGCUGCUAUUGGCCACAGGGAUGAACGGAAGCCAAUGCGGCUGCACCAUAAGUCGGUUACACCGGCAACGAACAGAGGGGUAGAUUUAUUUAAAGGGCAAGUAAACAGGACUUGUGUUGAAAAUA
Xenopus tropicalis (tropical clawed frog) is the source of this 2742-nucleotide messenger RNA. It is a transcript of the gene npbwr2, whose product is annotated as neuropeptides B/W receptor 2. Gene Ontology annotation, molecular function: G protein-coupled opioid receptor activity; G protein-coupled receptor activity; neuropeptide receptor activity. The record is from RefSeq and is a predicted model, not a curated record. The transcript is spliced from 2 exons. Gene Ontology annotation, biological process: G protein-coupled receptor signaling pathway; G protein-coupled opioid receptor signaling pathway; neuropeptide signaling pathway. Bases 305 to 1294 code for a protein of 329 amino acids. Gene Ontology annotation, cellular component: membrane; plasma membrane. NCBI's taxonomy places the organism in Eukaryota, Metazoa, Chordata, Amphibia, Anura, Pipidae.